UUUUUUUCUUUUCUCUGUCUUUGCAUUAGAUGGACCCUUGUGAUGGAGCUCAUUCUUCCAGACAUUGAUGAUAUCCUUGGUUUCAUCCAUGAGUAAUCAUCUAUCAUCAUGGCUGAAGUUGAAUCAACCCCACCUACAGAGAAUACAUCCUCUGGUAUAGAUGGACCACCCAUAUCAGAUCCUGGACCACCCACAUCAGAUCCUGGACCAGACCUAGUCAAUGAUGAAGCAGAUUCUAGAUCUACCGAAGAGCCACAGAAUGAUGAUGCAGUCCAAGAGAAUUGCAUUGCUGAAAACACAAAUGAAAGUGAGGUGAAGAACUAUCUACAGGACAACAAAGAGGAUGAGAUGACAAUGGACAUGGGAGCAGAGGAUUCCCUUGGUUUCAAUGAAAUAAGCAAUGAGGAAGGUGAGGAAGGCGAGGAAGGGGAGGAAGGGGAUGCAGAGGAAUCAUCAGGAACCGUCCGAGAAGUCACCUGUAGCAAGUGCUCCAAUAAGUUCACUGAUCUGCAGACAUAUAUGGAACAUAGCUGCAUCAUGACAACCUGUGAGACUAGCUUGGCUGAAGAUGAUGACAGACUCUUGUCUGUGAGCGGUAAUGAAAGUGAACUCAGUGAUGCAGAGAACUUUCAAGGAGAGAUUGUCUACCAGCUUGAUGGCUCAGCGUACCUCGUUGAUAGCAAUGAGCGAUCAGAGAAGGAGGGAAACUCCCUUGCUACAGUUGAGAGUACUCAGACUGAUAUGAGUAAUAUGUUUAAUGAGCAUGGUAAUAUGAGCGUACUGCCAGGCAUUGUGAACGCUUUACACAUACCAGGAUACAUGACCAUGGGUAGUGUAUCUAGCUAUGGUCCAGGGAUGUCAGGUCCGUAUGGAACACCUAUUGUACACAGCUUCAAGGUUUAUGAUGUCAGAAAUAAGGCUGAAAGUGAAGACAACAUCGAUUCUGAGAAAGAGAACAAGCAUAGCUUUGGAGGUGCAUCUGCUGGAAAGCCAAUCCUUAUGUGUUUCCUUUGUAAACUCUCAUUCGGUUUUGCCAAAUCAUUUAUGACGCAUGCAACUCAUGAACACAAAAUGACUUUGAAUGAGAAAGAGAAACAGAUCAUGGCUAACAAAGAUCAGUCAGCCAUCAUUCAAGGUUUGGGAAAAGAGAAAGAGCCACUCCUAUCUUUCCUGGAACCUAAGGUCAAACAGCAGCAGCAACAACAAGCAGCCCACAGUAUAGCCAACCUGAGACUCCAACCUCCCGGUGGUCUUGGGCAGUCUGUGUACUCAAGUGCCAAUUCCAAUGUAAGCUACAUGUAUCCUGUCUCAGUCGCCAUCAGUACUACACCAAACACCACCACUACCAUCUCAACUACCUCAGAGGAUGCCUGCACACGCUUGGACACCACCAGUUUAACUACUGAUAUGCAAUAUGCAGCAGGAUUGCUCCAGAACAGUACUGCUGUGAAUGAAGAAAGGCAGGACACCGAUGAAACAUCCAAAGGUGCAGAGGGCUCUCAGGUGUCUCAUCGUCCAUACUCCACAGACUCCCACUCUACUGAAAUAGAUGCUGCCAAGGCAAACCUGCGACAAGAGCUGAAUGAUCGUAGAAUGUCUGCUACCGAUGAAGUGGAUCCAUCUAAGAAAUCACCCAACCAUGUCCAAUAUAAAGAGGCUGAACACAUGGAAAACACAUCAGGAUCUCCAUCCAACAACAACAACAUCAAGGAGGCCUACGGUGAAGGUGAACAGGCUUCCUCAAGCAUGGAAGAUGAAGAUGAUAUCCCUCACAAUCAUGAUCCAUCCGUCACUGGCUGUGUGGAGUGUCCUAAAUGUGAUAUGGUGCUCGGUUCAUCACGUUCUCUCGGAGGCCACAUGACCAUGAUGCACUCGCGGAAUUCAUGCAAGACUCUGAAAUGUCCCAAGUGUAAUUGGCACUACAAAUACCAGCAGACGUUAGAGGCUCACAUGAAGGAGAAACACCCAGAGAGUGAAUCCAAGUGUGUAUACUGUGAGUCUAGCCAACCCCAUCCCAGGCUGUCCAGGGGAGAAUCCUACACCUGUGGCUACAAACCCUACCGUUGUGAAAUAUGUAAUUAUUCCACAACAACCAAGGGUAAUCUGAGCAUCCAUAUGCAGUCUGACAAGCAUCUGAACAACAUGCAGGAGUUACAGAAUGGUAGUGAUCACAUCUUCAUGCAUCAUAAGAUGAAUGAUCUAGCCCAGGCUGCCAAACCCAAGCAUAAGCAGACAUGGAGGUGUGAUGUAUGCGACUAUGAGACAAACGUUGCAAGGAAUCUUCGCAUCCACAUGACCAGUGAGAAGCAUAUUCACAACAUGAUGGCCAUCCAGCAGAACGUGUCUCAGAUGCAACGAGAGAUGCAGAACAACGUUGGUGGUGGUGGGAUGCCUACUGAGGAAUCCAUGUACAUGAUGCUUGGACAGAAUUCCAUGCUGCCUGUGAUGCAUGGUCAGGAACCAAGUAUGAUGGAUAUGCAAUCAUUCAUGGCUCAGUAUCAGUAUGAUCCAGUAGCUUAUAGUUCAUGGAUGAACAACAUGGCUAUGGGUAUGAAUGUCCAGGAAGCUGCUGCUGCUGCUCCUCAUCCAAACACACCAGAUGAUCCAGCCAAGAAUGAGCCUCUUACUCUCUACCAGUGCUCUAUCUGUAACAACUUCAACACAGAGAGCCAGGAUGAUUUGCAUAUCCAUGUGCACAGAGAUCGUAGUGAACCCAACAUGGCUCUAUGGAGAGCUAUCAUUGGUGAUAUGCAGCAGUGUAUGCUGUGUAACUAUUCCACCCAAGUCAAGGCCAACUUCCAGCUUCAUCUCAAAACAGACAAGCAUCAGCAGAAACUCCAGCUGUUCAACCACAUUAGAGAAGGAGGCAAGCAGAAUGAAUGGAGACUCAAGUACAUGAAUGUUGGUAACCCAGUCCAAGUGAGAUGCAAUGCUUGUGACUUCUACACUCACAGCAUAGACAAACUACGUGCUCAUUCCCACCCUAACAACUAUCGACACGAGACCAGUCUCAAGCUCUUCAGACACAUGCAGAGCAUCAACAUUACCAUGAACUUUGAGACGCGUCGCUUCCACUGUCCUCUAUGCAGCUUUUAUACCCGGACCAAGUUCAACUUGAUGCAGCACAUCCAAUCAGUACAGCAUCUCAAGAAUGAAGCUAAGCUAGCCAAGCAAGAUGACCAGAACACAGAAGCUGAAGGAACACAACCAUCAGGAGAUGGGGCUUUAGAUCUCUCUAAAAAAGAAAGACCACCAUCUGCAGAGUCUAUGCCCGAGGACCAACCUAGCAAUUCCAGUAUUCUUAACAGCAGUGAGCAACCAGAAAACUUGAGCAAACCAGGAACUCCCUCCAGUGCAAGUGGAAAAGCUGAUAUCAGGGGUCACACCACUACACAAAUAUUCUCCUGUCCGUAUUGUAAAUACAGCUGUGUGGACCAACAACGAAUCACUGCCCAUGUGAUAUCCCAGCAUAGUUUGAAACCUGCCUCUGUUCUUCGCUGUCCACUCUGCCAAGAGAUCUGCACCAACCGUAUCAACUUGGAAGUUCAUCUCAUGGACUCCCACAGCGUAUCCAGAGACUGCAUCCAACGGCUGGUCAUGUCAGUGGAGACAUCAGAAAAUGUGCCAACAUUCCAUGGAGCUCCACCUGCCAAUGCUGUUGCUACUGCAACUCAACCAAGUGAAGCUGCAUCAAAAACAGAAUCAAGGCCACCAUCUUCUCAAGGGGCAGAAUCAGCUGAAGUCAGAGCCUCUCCUCGUCCAUCUUCUCAUCAAUCUUCAUCAACAGUUGGUGAAGCUGAUGGAGUAGACCUUUAUAGGUGCCAAAAUUGCCAUAAGAAUUUCUCCAAUAUUGACCUACUCUACAGUCAUCAAAGUGAAUUCUGUCCUUUGAAAGAACAGGACACACCCAAUGGCCCAGGUUUCUUGUGUUGGAAGAAAGGCUGCAAUCAGUAUUUCAAGACUGCGUCUGGUUUGCAAGUCCAUUUCAAGGAAAUUCAUGUUAAACGACAUCAGCUUCCAGGUAUCAAGCCUGAGGUGUCCAGUGCAGAGGCAAACCCUGGACAGGUCAACCUCAAGUGUGUGGUAUGUCAGAAAGUCUUCCGUUCUAUGUCAAACCUACAGAGUCACUUGGAGACAACCCACCCAGAUCUAAAUCAAGCAGAUGUCUUGCAGAUGCUCACCUCCAUGCCAAAUGGUGAUAUUGCUGGACUGCUCCACAAUGGACCAAAUGACCAAGCACCAGAAAUGGACCAACAAAAUUUAUUCAAAGUUGAGGAUCCAUUCUCAGGCUGUAAUGGAACAGAUGGAACAGACUGGGAUGGAGAUAUGGACGAUAUGGAGAUGGAUGGACCUAAACCUGAAGAAGGUAGCUUCAUGGAUCCUUUCAAGAAGUACAAGUGUCAGAGAUGUAGAGUAGGCUUCUCCAAGCAAAGUGAACUGAGCAGCCACAACAAAACCGUUUUUCAUCGCAAAGGAGAUAGGGCAGCUCAAACGUUUUCCAUGGACAAGUACAUGGACCCUAAUAGGCCAUACAAAUGUGAUGUCUGUCGAGAAUCUUUUACUCAAAAGAGCAUUCUUCUUGUCCACUACAACUCGGUAUCUCAUCUCCACAAGUUGAAACUGAGUUUGAAUGAGCCUAUAGAGCCAGAGAUUCCUAAUGAUCAUGGAGACAACAAGCCCUUCAAAUGUAGUCUAUGUAAGGUAGCUUACAGUCAACAGUCAACCCUUGACACUCACAUGAGAUCUGUGUUGCAUCAAAGCAGAGCUGCCAAACAGGAGACUUCCAGUAGUACUACAGACAAGGAUGAAGGAGAACAAUUGGUUCUUGGUGUUGGUGGAACCAUCCUCCCAACAUCAUCACCAAGUCAUGUCCAACAGCAACAACAGCAGAAGCAGAAACAUCAGCAACAGAAACCACACCAACCACAACCUCCUAAGUCUCCUGCAGCUAGUACUGAGGUACCUUCACAGCAUCAACAGCAACAACAGUUGUUACAAGCUCAGCAGGCCCAUCUACAGGCUCAACAUGCUUACUAUCAACAGUUUCAGUUCCAGCAAGCAUUACAACUGCAACAACUUCAUCAAGCUCAGUUACAACAACAGAUUGCUGCUCAGCUGUCUGGUGUUCCUGGUCAAAGUACUGACCCAAAUGUGGCUGCAUUGCUCUCUCAAGAUGCUCUAUCAAUGAUGCUGAUGCAGAGCUUCUCUCCUUCCGCUGCCAUGAUGUAUCCUGCCCAGAUACCACUCUCACCCAGUAUGUAUUCAUGUGCUUUAUGUGGCUCAGUGCUGCCAAGUCACGAAGCACUUGCUCAGCAUCAGCAGACCUGUCCAAAAGCCCCAUCAUCCAGUACCAGUACAGCAACAACCCCUACUGCUGAGAAGCUUUCCACAGCAUGUACCUCAGUCACACCAGCCACUACCACUGUCACAACAAGUGUUGUUGCAAAGCCUCUUGAAGCACCCAAUGCUAGGAGGAUCAGAACGUCAGCAAUUCAGCGCAAGUUGCUUGAAAGCUAUGGUUUUGAUCUUGUUCAGCAAUUUAAUGAAUCUGCAAUGGGACUGCCAUCAAGCAUAGCAUAUGAGGACAAGUUCUUCUGCGAAGGAUGCAAAAAGGAGUUCUCUAGUGUCUGGGUGUAUAAGGCUCAUAUGGAAGAGAUUCACAAAAAGUUGUUGCCAAAUGAUGUGAUUGAGAAGUACACACAGUUGUUUAAAGAUGAACUAAAUGACGAAGACGAUGAAGAGGAUGAUGAGCUGUCAAGGACUGAGGAGGAAACUAGCCAGCAGCAAGAAGAAAAACUAUAUCCUGCCAAGCUGGAUCAAAAGAUCAAAUCAGAGAAAGAAGAUCCAAAAGAAACCCUUGUGAAUGGACAUGUAAUGAAUUCAGGUGAUCACAUGUUAACGGCUCAAGAUCAAUCAGCCUCUGAGGUUAUGCCUCCACCACCACCACCACCUCCUCAAGUGUUUCCUGUUAGCCCAUAUCAACUAGCCAUGAUGCAAGCCAUGCAGCCUGCUAGUUCAAAUGGUACAGGGACUCAACCCACUGCUACUCAACCAUUUUCUGGUUCUGCUGUACCUGGUGUCCAACACAUGCAUAACCUUUCUCAGCAGCCUAAUCUCAGCCCAGCAGGUAUGCAGCAAUUACCACCCUACUUGGAUCCUAACUACCUACAGCAGAAGUCCCCCAAACGAGCUCGUACAAGAAUCACUGAUGAUCAGCUAAAAAUCCUGAGGGCAUACUUUGACAUUAACAAUUCUCCAUCAGAAGAAGCGAUUGCUGAGAUGUCUCAAAAGUCUUGUCUGCCACAUAAAGUCAUCAAGCACUGGUUCAGAAACACUCUGUUCAAAGAGAGGCAAAGGAAUAAAGACUCACCAUAUAACUUCAACAACCCUCCAACAACUUCACUGCUGGACAUUGAGAGACCUAAGAAGAGGGAAAGUAGCGAGGUGCUGACUGGUGGAUCGUUAGAGAAAAGAACUGCCAGAGAAAUGGAGAAGGAACAUUUGGAAAUGGAUCCAUUCAGAGCUUCUUCAAGCCCUAGUAUGAGAUUUUUAGCAGAACAGGCUAUGGUCAAACCAUACAAGCAAGAGAUUCCUCUUCCACUUCCACAGACCCCACCACCUGGUGCUGCUGCAGCCGCUGCAGCAGCAGCAGCAGCAGCACAAGCUAUGGCCACACUACCUCCAGCCACCGCUAUGAAAGAACCCAAGCCUAUGAGUCCUAUUGUUUCAGUCAUGCCAGAACCAUCUUUGCCCAAAUUGGAAACAUCUGAGAUGGAAACUACUGCAGAGGAGCUUAAAGAUAAAAGUCCAGAUACAGCUCCAGAGGAGCAUCCAGAAUUACACCAUGAUACAGUCAUGGAGGAAGUCAAGGAUAUGAAUGAGGAAAGUAUCAAUAAAGCGGCUGAAGACUCAAAGAGGAAUAUGAUGAUGAUGAUGCAUAAUGAGGAUUUGCUUACUGAUAAACACCUGAGAAUCUCAAUGCCAAAUGCUGCUAUACCUCAUACUGUAACCUCAGCUCCUAACACUCCAACCUCAAGCAUUUCAGACAUGACAUCUCCACUGUCCUCUCCAAUCUCCCCCAUGGCCCCUCGGUGUGUUAUUUCCCCAACCAAUCAUUCUGGUAGCUCUGCUGGCUCUUGUGAUUCAAAAUCCAUGCGGCGAUCAGGGAGGACAAGGUUUACAGACUACCAGAUUAAAGUUCUACAGGAGUUUUUCGAAAGCAAUGCCUACCCUAAAGAUGAUGACCUCGACCACCUAUCUAGAAUGCUGAACCUCAGUCCAAGAGUUAUUGUGGUAUGGUUCCAGAAUGCAAGGCAAAAAGCAAGGAAGAUGUUUGAAAAUCAGGCUGCACCAGAAGGUAAUCCUGAUCCAGAUGGCUUGAGUGGAAGAUAUAAACGCACACCUGGUUUGAAUUACCAAUGCAACAAGUGCAUGUUGGUGUUUCAAAGAUUCUAUGAAUUGAUUAAGCACCAGAAACAACAUUGCUAUAAAUACAGCAGUCUGAGUACAACAAGCAGUGGGAGCUCUCAGCACAGUCCAACAAUUAUUCCUCCUAAUCUAAGUGCUGUGAGUCCUGAUCCAUUUACCAAGAUAUCACCAGAACCAACCACCCCAAAGCACACCCCUGAACCAACCCCACCAACACCUACCAGGACUAAGUCUGAACACAAGUCCCCGUCAUCUUCAUCGUCAUCUUCUAAGACAAGUCAAGGAGAGGGAGAGAAGCCAUCUAAAAGUGGACAUCAUUACAAGUGUGAGCAGUGCAAGGUGGCAUUUCCACAGUUGGAACAAUGGAGAGAACAUCAGCAAGUUCAUUUGAUGGGGAUGCAGAUCAUGAAUAGCUACAUGCCACAGCAGGUCCCUUACAACAUGAUGUACAUGCCCUAUGAUUUCAAUGGUCUCACCACUGAGCAAUACAUGAACUACUUAAACACCAACAGUGGAGCAGGUUCACCAACAAAGUCCAAGCACUCAGACACAAGUGAUGAAGCUGCUGGACAGUCGUCUGAUCAAAGUAGUUCUGAAUCGGAUCCUAAGAAAGACAAAAGGUUGCGUACCACCAUCUCACCAGCUCAACUUGACAUCCUGUAUGCCAAAUACCAAGAAGACAGCAAUCCAACCCGUAAGAUGCUUGAUGUCAUCUCCGAUGAAGUCGGUCUCAAGAAGCGAGUUGUUCAGGUCUGGUUCCAGAAUACCAGAGCCAGGGAACGCAAAGGUCUCUUUCGCCUUUCAGCCUUACAACCGUCCAUGAGAUGUCCCUUCUGUAAAGCUGCCUUCAAAGUGAAGUCUGCCCUCGAGGCUCAUAUAAAGGUGCGUCAUUUUGACAAGAUUCAGAACAGUGCCCAGGUAGACCACAUCAUUGCUCAGGCAUGUAGUCCAGAAACACUGCAUGCGCUGGAGAUGGAGGCUGGUAGAAGUAGUGCUGGCAGUGAUGACAGACAUAUUGAUAGCAGAGCCAGUGAUCCUUACUUGUACAGUGAUGACAGUCGACAGCUCACCUACUCAGAGGAUGGAGAUCGUGGCAGCCGGUUUGAGGAAUAUAGCCAAAGGGUUUCAAGAGACAGAAGUGAGGAGAGGAGAUUUGAUGAAAGAAAUGAAGUGAAGAGUUGGGAGGAGCGAAAUGAGAGAGAGAUGCAGUCACGGAUAUCUAGCCAUAAAGGUAGUGAGAGCGAUGGAGCUCUUGCACAGUCUGACAUAGUCUUGGACAAGUUACCGAAGGACUCAUAUCUGCUCUCUCCCACAAGCAGUAUCACAGGGGAAGACGCUAUAUCAGAAGCUGGCUCAAUGGAUCGCAGUGAGGAUUCUUACAGCAAUGCUGAUGACCUGGAAAGGGGGCUUAAAAGAUACAGAACUCAGAUGUCCGUACUCCAGUUGAAAAUCUUGAAGCACUGUUAUAACGACUACCGUACUCCCACCAUCCAUGAGUGUGAGCUCCUAGGGCAAGAAAUAGGGCUUCCAAGGCGGGUCGUCCAAGUUUGGUUCCAGAAUUGUCGAGCAAAGGACAAGAAGGGCAAAAGUAUCGUCACCAAGCAUUUUGGAAUGAUAGGAGCAACUGGAGAUGGCCAUGAAUGUAAAAUCUGUAAGAAGAAAUACUCCAGCUCAAUGUCGGUACGUGACCACGUCUUUACUGAAUCACAUGUAAGACAUGUAAAGCUUCAUGUUAGUAAAGAACUUGAGAAGUAUGAGACUGAAGAAUCCAAUCUCUUCUUGCCCAAACUUGAACCAGGAAAGAGUAGCCAGUCAGCAGCACCCAGUUCAUCUUCAAGCCAGCCAUUGAGUAGUCCUUCCCCUGCUUCCGUUGCUGCUUCUCUGAACCUGAGUCCUGUAGCUGCUGCUCAGAUGCAGGCUCUUCAGGCCAUGCAAGCUCAGAUGUUGAAUCCUCAGCUACCAGCAUCUCAUUACCAGCAUGUAGCAGCUUCAGCAGGUGCCCCUCCUCCUCAUUCACAGUCAGCUCCAGGAUCAUCAUCCAGUAAGAGUGGUAAAGACUCGAGACCUUCUUCUGUCAAGUCCUCUAUCAAGUCUGAAGCAGGAGAAUCUCAACCUUCCUCCAGCCAGGCCAAUGUACCCACCUCAGCCGCGGCUGCUGCAGCUGCAGCUCAGAUGGGAGUCAAUCCUAAUGAUGCUGCCUUGAUGUCAUACCUCUACGGUGGAAUGUCUCCUUACUAUUCCCAGGUACCUAUGAUGUAUCCUGUCUACCCGGUCGGUCUGGAGAUGCUUUAUGCUCAGGAACACGCUGCUGCUACAGCUGCCAUCCCGCCUCAUAUACUACAGGCCUAUGCUUCCAACCCCCUCGCUGCAGCACAGUUACAUGGCCUGAUGGGAAAAACCCCUGAAGAGCAACAGCAGCAACUCAAGCAGCUACAACAACAACAACAACAGCAGCAACAGCAGCAACAACAGCAGCAGCAGCAACAAACCCAGCCAACACCAACAUCGUCAUCCUCCUCACAUCAUCACCACCAUCACCACCACCACAAGUCCAAACAUGGUGACAAACACAAAGAGAAGGAUUAUAUUCUACAGCCUAAUUCCUCCACAAAUCGUUACCUUUGUAAGAAAUGUGAACGUGUCUUUACAGACGUUGACUUGGUGACCUCUCAUCAGGUCACCAAGUGCUACAUGGGUAAAGUGGUCAACGUGGAGGAAACCGUUGAGAAGCUACCGUCCAACCGAUUCUUGUGCCAACUGUGUCCCCGCGAGGCGCUCUUCACGGCUGAAGACGUCAAGACGCAUAUCAAGACCCCCACACAUCAACACAAACUCGUUAGAAAGCUAGAAAAGAAAGAAAAACGGCAUCAAAAACAUCUCAAUGCACACCCCCACUCCAAGAGUUAGACUGUUCAAACUUUCUUUCAUUCAUGAAAAGUUUUAAGAUGUAACAAAAAUACAUGAAAACUCAGAUGAAAUAUGACCAAUAAUCUUCCUUUUUAUUUUGAUUGAUGUAUUUUUAAAAACAUUUGAGGGUGCUUGCCUUCGGUUACCUGUUUGUCUGUCAGAUGAAUAUAGACAAGACUUGAUCUGCAUUGCUGAAGAUUGUAUGUGCUAUCUGUUUGGAUUGGACAGAUGAAAAGUCAAACUAUGUGUGCCAAAAAUGAAAAGAGGUUUCAGAAGUAUUGUAAAAAUAGUGAACUGGUUGAAAGAUGGCAGGCAAGGACUAGUUUAAUGAUCUAGGAUAGAAAAGAUUGACUUGCCAGCCAAGGCUUGUUAUUACAUAGAGCAUCUACCUCUAGUAUAUCAGUAGGAAUGCGAUUAAAAAAUGCCAAAAUAUAUGUAGGGUUGCUUGUGAUGAAGAGAAUGCCAAAUGAAGAGCCCAAGACUUUAUUCUCUUAGUGGAGAGAGAAAGAAAGAAAGAAGAAUAUGCCAAGAUUUAUCACUGCUAAUGUUUUAAGAGGUAUUCCAUAAAGCUUGAACAACAAUGGCUGAAUGAAUGUUUAUGUGUUGUAAAGUAGAUGAGAUACCAGCCAUUCAAUUUGGAUAUAAUUAGUACUGCGGGUAGUUGUUAUAGAGUUUGUGGUUGUUUUUAAAUUGAUGAUGAAAUUAUAUAUAUAUCAGUAUUCCAAUUGAAAUUUUUUCAAUGUUAAGAUUAUGAAAUGACCAAAUUAUUCACCAUGAAAUCUUUUUGUUUCCUUGUCUAGUGAGGCUGAGAGAUACAUAUAUUUUCAAGAGAAACGUUUUUUGUCCUUAGUCAAUGUGUAAGUUUAUUUUUUUUCUGUUUAAAAUACUUCUACUUAAAGGACAUCAGUUUUGCUCUUUUUAAUUUGAAUACCUCUUUGUGACCAACUACUGUAUUAUUGAAAUUGUAACAUUCAUUUACUUUUAUAACAAAUUGACUGGAAGCUUAUAUGACUAAUACGAUUAAUAUUUGAUUUAGUGAGACAUUGUGAGAAACACACAUUAACGGUUCUGUGGGGACCUGUGCAUGUUUGGUUUUAGGGUUGUGGGUAAAGUUUCACUUUAAUGAAUUAAAAAAUGAAUUUUAGCUCAAAUGUAUAAUGGUAUUCAGUGCUCUAAUCUUGGACAGUGAAUUAAUAGAACAAUAAACUGGGUUGUCAUCAUGGGCAUUUCGGUAUUGAUUAUUAUUUGUUCAUUUCAAUUUCUACAUUAUCUAAAUAACAUUGCCAAAUUUUUCUCUUUGAGUGAUGGGAGAGUCUGUUUAGUGUACAAAAAUUUAUUACAAAGUUUUAAUGAAAACCUCAUUAUGAAUGACUGUCUCUUGUAUACUUGUGAAUAUUGAGAAAAAAGUGUAUAAAAUGCUGCCUGAUUUUAGGCAAAACCUGUAAAUAUAAAGACUAAAACCAACCGAUAUGCACCAUGAAUAUAUGUUGUACACCUUGCUUACGUAGGCAGUAUAAUGAUUGUAUACAUUUAGAUAAAGAUAGACCAAGAUGAAAUACCUUAGUAUCUACUACGCACCGUAUAUAUGUAUGACUUUAUAUAGUAGUGUGCUUUUUCACCUUGGUUUAAGGCUAAUGCUAGUCUUCUAGAAGGUUCAUGUGCCGCUGCUGCAUAUUCUAGAUGUGGUCUAAUCGUGAAAUAAUAUUGAGAAAAAAAAACACUUGUUGUGGAUAGAAGACUAGCCUUUCAGAGAGUCUGUGUGUGUUCUGUAUAUCUGUAAUGUCAGCAAGUGACCUUGUCUUCAGUCUGUCUAUAUUAUCUGUGACCUCCAUAUUAGUAAGCUUCAAUGGGUAGAUUUGGCCUUUGAUAUAGGGGUGAUUGCGACCUUUGACAUAUGGUCAUGUGAUUUUGAUUAAUGUCACCAGAAAUGGUAUUAGAACGGAUGAGAGAAAGUCCUAUUUCAUAAAACUCAAUCUUGGUAAUUUGUGAUUUUUGGACCACUGUGACAUUUAUGUUAAAGAUGAUUUAUCUCAAUGGUUUGUGAAUCACUGAAGCUAGAGGCUGACAAUUUAAAGUAAAAAGGAUAUAAGAGCUUCAAGUUUGCAUCAUGAUUUCAGAGAUAUAUUAAACCAAACUGCUUAAGACGUGGGUCUUACUUAGAUGGAGCUCUUUAAAGUGAUACUGAUUAGUUGGUUUUUUAUUAAGGUAAAAAUGUGACUUGAUAUUUCUUUGAGUGAACUCGGUGAAGACUCUGCUGUUUUAGAACCCAUUUUGAAGUGUGGGUUUCCAUGUGCGGAAAUAAAUAACUUUGAAAUAUACUGAAAUGGACAAAUUCAUGUCACAAAAUUUGUUGAUAUUAUAUAGAGAUGUUGAUGCAAGGAAUUAUUUAGAUUUUAGCUGAUCGGUGUAAACGCAUGAUAUAUAAUGCAUAGGAGAUGAAAUGAAGUAUUACACAGAUUAUUUUUGUGUGUAAAUUGUAGAUUUUUGUACUACAUGUAUGUUAGUCAUUGUAUUUAUCAUUCAUUGUAUGAAGAUACUUUUCCCUAGUUGCUGCGUGUAUUUACAUAUCAUAUAUAUUUACAUCAUUUGAAUUUACCUUGUAUAACGGUGCUUAAAUGUGUUUUUUAAUUGACUUGCUUAUCAUGUUGUUAAAUGCAAAAAUGGGCCAAAAUAGAAAUAAAAGUAAAUAAGACAUAGACAUGUUAGACAGACAUGCACAAGUUUUGACUAUCACCUCUGUGUUUUACGCAGCACCUUUUUUUAAAAUGCUAUUAUAUUGGAUUUUUGUUGUCGCAUUUAUACGUACUACUAACUGAUUAUUAUGUUUGUAUUCCUGACUAUUUUUUGUAUUGUAGAGAGUAAAGCACUAGGCAUUUAAUGCCCCAGUUAGUAUGCUUACAAAGCAGUUUUGUAUAGUUCAUAUGUUUUGUAGAUAGAAAGAAACGAGGCUUUUUUUUCUCUCAUUUUGGUUUCCAUAUAUUAUUUCUUGCUUUGAUUGUUGUAGAAGGAUAUCAAACUAUGGAUAGUCAUGAUAAUGUGAUACCUCAUAUAAUAUUCCUAAAGUACUCUAACUAAUUGGACAUCAAAAGGAUAUAUGUAGAAAGCCAGCGUUGGUAGGAGAGUUAUAGGAUGUGAUUUGGGGUAACAGAUCUCCCAAGCAAACACCUUAUUUCUUCUGCUGCCUCUAUUCGGAGACUAAUUUGCUAUCCAACUUUUCAGUAGCUAAACAUAGAGACUUGGCGACCAAAUGCCUUUAUUUUUGCAAGAUUAUUUACAAAUUCUAGAAAGAGGAUCUGAAAAACAGAGCUAAUUGCCAAAACUUUGAGAAUGCAGAACCCCCACCCCUUCCCUUCCCAUUCCUUUCAUGUAACCAUCUUGUAAGCUUCAAUAUGUCUUGUGUUUUUGAAAAUUAAAAGUUGUACCAGCAGACAAUUGUAAUGGUUCUGUGUUUAGUAGUACCAGCGUUCUAAUGAAGGAUUAUCUGGGUAGACUAUUACAAAUGUUUUUUGUCUGUAUGAGAGAGGGAGGGAGAGUGAGUGAGUGAGAGAGAGAGAGAAAAUGAGAAGUCUAAGGUCUUGAAAGAGGUUUAGCUUGUAAAUACAUGUAAUACUACUGGAUAUACAGGUAACUAUUAGCACUGCAUUGUCAUGUGAUAUUAGAACAAAGAAAGACCAUGUUGAUAAAGCUGCAUCAUCUACCCACUCGUUUUUGUAUGGGGGUUUACUGCAUGUAUCUGUAUUGAUAUUAUAACCGCUUGCUAAGAAUUAUGUCUAACGAAAAAAAAAUUAAAAUCUGCCAGCCAUGUGUUUACAUGAAAAAAUGA
Messenger RNA from Strongylocentrotus purpuratus (purple sea urchin), 14158 nucleotides. Its product is annotated as zinc finger homeobox protein 4-like. Gene Ontology annotation, biological process: regulation of transcription by RNA polymerase II. The record is from RefSeq and is a predicted model, not a curated record. Gene Ontology annotation, cellular component: nucleus. NCBI's taxonomy places the organism in Eukaryota, Metazoa, Echinodermata, Echinoidea, Camarodonta, Strongylocentrotidae. The coding region runs from base 109 to 10335 and encodes 3408 amino acids. The transcript has 2 exons. Gene Ontology annotation, molecular function: DNA-binding transcription factor activity, RNA polymerase II-specific; zinc ion binding; RNA polymerase II cis-regulatory region sequence-specific DNA binding.